CUGAGACAAAGACAACUUCAUCUUGCAUACUGCAACCUCUUUCUUCAAGAGAGCACAACCACCAAGGAGAGCAACACCAGGAUCAGCAAAGAGACAUCCAAGAACUCCAAUGGCUGAUGAGUCAUGGAGGCUGCCGAGUUCAGUGCAGCAACUGGCUGCCAGCAUACAGGAGCCACCAAGGCAGUACUUGCUCAGAGAGCAAGAACCGCUUGGUGGGAACCUGGCUGGUACGGAGAUGCCGGACCCCAUUCCAACAAUCGAUCUCGGCCUGCUGUCUGCAUCCAACGACGCGGAGGAAGCCGCCAAGCUGCGGUCGGCGCUGCAGACCUGGGGAUUCUUCAAGGUUUCUAACCAUGGAAUGGAGACCUCUCUGAUGGAUUCUGUGAUGACCGCAUCAAGGGAUUUUUUCCGCCUGCCACUCGAAGAGAAGAGGAAGUACAGUAACAUAAUAGGUGGGAAACAUUUCCAGAUGGAAGGGUAUGGAACUGACCAGGUGAAAACUCAAGACCAAAGGCUGGACUGGUCCGAUCGACUGCAUCUUAAAGUGGAGCCAGAGGACGAGAGAAACCUUGCCCUUUGGCCCAUACAUCCAAAAUCUUUCAGGGAUGACCUGCAUGAGUACACAUUGAGGAGCAAGAGAAUCAAAGACGACAUCCUUCGGGCAAUGGCCAAGCUAUUGGAGCUCGAUGAAGAUUGCCUCGUUAACCAGUUUAGCGACAGGGCACUCACUUAUGCUAGAUUCAAUUACUAUCCUCCAUGUCCAAGACCUGAUCUUGUCUUGGGCAUCAAGCCUCACUCUGAUGUCUAUGCUCUUACGGUUCUUCUAAUGGACAAAGAUGUCGCUGGGCUGCAGUUUCUCAGAGAUGGAACGUGGUACAACGUUCCAGCUGCGUCUAACUACACCUUGCUGAUCAACGUUGGUGUUACAAUGGAGAUAAUGACCAACGGGAUAUUUAAAGGGCCAGUACAUAGGGUUGUGACUAAUUCUGAGAAAGAGAGGAUGUCAGUGGCCGUGUUCUAUGGUCUGGAUCCUGAAAGAGAGAUUGGACCGAUAGCUCAGAUGUUGACUGAGGACCAACCGGCGCGAUACAGGAAAAUGAAGGUCAAGGAUUUCCUGGUCGCGCACCUUGAGCAUUUCUCUCGAGGAGAAAGAGUCGUCGAUUCGUUAAGGAUAUGAUCAAGGGAAAAGAGUGGCGCGGCAUGACUGUACUGUGGCGCAAGGUGAUGUUGUACGUUGGGAGAUGGCGGGCGCUCUCCAGAGAUAUGAUGCUCACUCAUGGUUGCGGGAUUGAAACGUCUGAGGAUUGCUUAGGGCUGCUUGGAGAUGAGCCAUGUCGACUUGGAGUUCGUUCCAAAGGACUACCAGUGAUGCUCCUUUGCUGGGUGCGUGUGCUUCACCAGGAUGCUCCUUUGCUGGGUGCUGCGUGGUCUGGUCUGGAUGCAAUGACUGAAAACAUGGAUGCUUUUUGGUUGAAAUAUUUGCAAAACUGGGGUUUGAAACGACUGGAUCAUAUCGACAUGGAUAUAUCAAUCUGUACCGGCUACAUGUAGGGAAUGGCUAGGAGCCAGUCGAUUGAAAUCUUGUUUUGAGUCA
Aegilops tauschii subsp. strangulata is the source of this 1594-nucleotide messenger RNA. RefSeq names its product codeine O-demethylase. The record is from RefSeq and is a predicted model, not a curated record. Lineage: Eukaryota; Viridiplantae; Streptophyta; Magnoliopsida; Poales; Poaceae.